Messenger RNA from Malassezia sympodialis ATCC 42132, 819 nucleotides. It is a transcript of the gene RRP40, whose product is annotated as exosome non-catalytic core subunit RRP40. Gene Ontology annotation, cellular component: nuclear exosome (RNase complex); cytoplasmic exosome (RNase complex). NCBI's taxonomy places the organism in Eukaryota, Fungi, Basidiomycota, Malasseziomycetes, Malasseziales, Malasseziaceae. Gene Ontology annotation, molecular function: RNA binding. The record is from RefSeq and is a predicted model, not a curated record. Gene Ontology annotation, biological process: CUT catabolic process; nuclear-transcribed mRNA catabolic process, deadenylation-dependent decay; poly(A)-dependent snoRNA 3'-end processing.
AUGGUCGUAGUACUGCCGGGCGACGAGAUCCGCGACGCGGCGCCAUCCAUGGCGCAGACCAAGCUGGGUCCAGGCGUGCUGCCGACGCCGGCACGCACGGAGGACGGCGCCGUGUCGCUCACGGCCUUCCGCGCCGGUGCGCUGGGGCACGUCGAAAAGGCGGAGCGGUCUCGCGCGGGCGCCGCGCCCCCCGUACACGCAUGGUACGUCGACGGCCUGCAGCGGCGGUACGUGCCGGUGGCUGGCGACCGCGUGAUCGGGCAAGUGACGAACCGCGGCAUGGAGUCGUAUACGGUGACGCUGUUCGCCGCGCACAGCGCGACGCUGCCGGUGCUGGCGUUCGAGGGCGCGACGCGGCGCAACCGGCCGAACCUCGAGAUCGGCGCGCUCGUGUACGCGCGCGUCGUGCGCGCGGAGGCGUGGACGGAGCCUGAGAUCAGCUGCGUGGACGCCGUCACCGGCAAGGCCGAGGGGCUCGGCGAGCUCAAGAGCACGGAGCCCGACACGGCGAUGGUGUGGCCGGUGGCGUGCUCCCUCGCCCAGAGCCUCCUGCGCCCCCAGCACCAGCUGCUGAAGCAUGUGGCCGCGCACUUUUCAUUCGAGGCAGCCGUGGGCGUGAAUGGCCUCGUAUGGGUCCGCACGGCCUCGCCGGAGCACGCCGUGGCCAUGGGCCGCGUGCUCGCUGCCGCCGACGACGCGCUGCGGGACACUGCGCCGCACACGCCGGACACCGCGAGUCCCGACACCCUGCACAGGCGCGUGGCCGUCCGCGGCGACCUGCCCUCCGCCGACAUCGCGCGCCUCGUGCGCCUUGCAUAG